CUGGGGCUGGGCCACCUGCUUCCACCACUACCCGGUGCCCCGCUGUGCCCGGGGGUGGUAAACGUGUUGAUGAACUCUAUUUGGCCUCAGGGCAAAUGCUUUCAAAAGUUAAUUUGAACCCUUAAUUGGAUGCUGCUUCUUCCCAUAACGAUACACAUUUGUGAUCAGCCUGUGAGCUCUGUCUGCCUCUGUCCUGGCAGCCCGAAGUCUCUCACACGUGGGAAAGGACCCACGCGGGCAGGUGGGGCGACAGAGACGUCAGGCCUGAGACACACCAACGUUGGCCGCUUUAUCCAAACUCUGAACCUGGACUUGAUGAGAGCUUCAAGUAAGGGCAAGAAUCCCUUGACACCAUAGUUCCUGGGGCUCUCGGCUCCCGUCAAGAAUGAACCGGCCCCCGGGGGUCCGCCCGCUCAUCCCCUAGGGUCCGAGUCCUCCUGUCCCGGAACCUGCGGAGAAGGGAUGUGAAGUGAGCGGCGGACAGACUGGCCCUGGUGCACGCCCCAGUCGGUGGCUAGGAUGUUCCUCAUGAACGCGCCUCCGGUGCUCCCCCUCCAGGCCGCGUGGGAGGCCUGCGGGCCGCCCGGGAGCUGCAGGUUUCCCGGCCGCCUCCCAGAGCCGCCGGAGGGCGCGGCGGGCGCGGCGGUGAGCGCCCGGGUGCAGAUGAUCAUCAGCUCGCUGCGGGGCGAUCGGGCGGCUCGGGGCCGGAGCCAGGAGCGCGGCCUGCACCGAGGAGGCCUCAGGGGCCGCCCCGCCCAGCCGGCCGCCCCCGCCUGCGGGCUCGCUGCUCGUUCGGACCCCAAGGGCAAGGAGGCGGCCUCGGCCCCCGGCCCUGCGGGGCGGGACUCGGACAGCGACGACUCCGUGGACCGGGGCAUCGAGGAGGCCAUCCAGGAGUACCUCAAGGCCAAGAGCGGGGCUGUCCCGCCCGCAGCCGCCGGCCGGGACCCUCCGUGCCGCCCGGAGCCUCCCCUGAACAGCGCCCCGGCCGCCCUGAGCCCCCCGAAGCGGGCCCCUGGCUCAGGAGGCACCCCCGGCGGCCGCGUGGGAGCCGGCCAGGCCCCGGGCCCCGCGUCCCCGGGCAGCGUCAGCAGCGAGGACUCCUUCGAACAGGGCAUCCGGGCGGAGAUCGAGCGGUUCCUGAGCGAGAAGAGGCAGCUGGAGGCCCCACCCGCUCUCAGGCCCAGCAAGGAGCCAGCGGGCAGGGCGCCCCGGCAGGACGCAGUGGGCGCUGGUAAGGAGCUUGUUUUCCCAAACCCUCCCCGGCCGGCCACGGUAGCGACGCCUCCCCGGAGCCUGAGGUCCAAGGCCGCCGCUGAGCCGGAGAGCGUAGGCGGCCCGAAGCCGGCACCCCCCAGGCCGGCCGCCGCCGGCCGCACCGCGGACGCCCCGGGGAAGGGCCGGGCCCGGAGGGGCCUGGGCCCCGGGCGGAGGGGACCGGGCGUCCGGAGCACCGGCCCGGACCCCGACCGCACUGCGGCCGACUCCAGCAGCGACGACGGCAUCGAGGAGGCCAUCCAGCGGUACCAGCGGGAGAGGAGGGAGGCGGCGAGCGGGGACCUGCCCCCGAAGGCCCCGCCGGGGGAGCAGCCGCCCGGCCCUCCUGCCCCGGGCGCCGGCCACGCCGCCCAAAGUGCCUCACCCGACGCCCCCAGGAGAGCGCCAGGCAGGAGGAAGCCAGCGGCCUCCAAGGCUGCAGACCUGGGCCCCCUCGCCCCCGAACCCCCUGCCCAGCCGCCAAAGGAGCCCGGAGCCCCGGCCGCCCCCUGCAGCGCGGCGGCCAGGAGCCGGCUGGCAGACACCUCUGCCGAGCUGAUGUGCGCCGAGGCCAUCCUGGACAUCUCCAAAGCCAUCCUGCCGGCCCCCGGGGAGGGCGGAGCGAGGCCGCCGCCCGCCCGCCCGCCCCCGGGCCCCCCCAGUGUGCCUUCCCUCGCGGACUGCGACAGCAGCUCUGUGGACAGCGACGACAGCAUCGAGCAGGAGAUCCGGAACUUCCUGGCGCUGAAGGCACAGUCGGGGACUCUGCCAGCCAGGGCGGACACCUGCCCGCCGUCCACACACAGCCCCCUGCCGCCACCGCCGGGCCCCCCACGGCAGGCGGGCGACCUCACGGCGCCCGCCUCUAAAGCACCGGAGCCUCCGCCCAGCUGCAGGAGGAAGCGCAGGGCAGUGGUUGGCGCCGUCCGGUCCUCGAUCCCCAAGAGAACGAGAGAGGCGGUGAAGGAGGGCGCCCCGGACACUGGCCCCGGCCCCGGCGAGGCCCCCGGGAGGGACGGCGAGGCCAGGGGGCAGGGCCCCCCCUGCAGGACGGCCGGGCCGGGGGAUGAGCACGGGGCCGCAGACACCAGGGGCGGGGUGCCGCCGGGCCCCGGGAAGGUGGCCGAGGCCUGGGCUGUGGAUGGGAGGGGGAGCUCGGAGGACAAGAGCAGCUCGCUGGACAGCGACGAGGACCUGGACUCGGCCAUCAAGGACCUGCUGCGGUCCAAGCGGAGGCUCCGGAGGCGCUGGAGGGAGCCCCGGGCCGGCGGCCGGAAGAGGGUCAGGUUUGGCGGCACCGAGGCGCUGGGUCCGCGGGGCGGCCAGGCCGGCCCGGCCGUGCUGAAGAGCUGCCUCUCCGGGUCCAGAAGGAACGGCUGGGCCGGCCCGCCCGGGAGGCCUCCCUGCCGCCUCUGCUGCCCCACGGAGCGGGCGGGGCCGGGCGGCGCGGGGCCGAGUCCGGCCCCCCGCCCCGGCCUCCGGCCGGACGACAGCAGCUCCGUGGACAGCGACGACAGCAUAGAGCUGGAGAUCCGGAAGUUUCUGGCCGAGAAGGCCAAGGAGACGGAGAGCGGCUCAGAAGCUCCGGGAGGGGCUCCGGGCAGCGGGCCCAGGCCAGAGCCGCUGUGCCGGAAGGGCGCCCCGGCCCCGCAGCCGGGCAUGUGCACCCGGAGCCAGAGGGGCAGGGGGACCCCUCAGCCCACGGCCGCUCCGCCCAGAAGCCAGCCAGCGGCUCCCCGGGGCAGCGGUGGGACCCUGUCGGCCAGAGGGGCCCCCGCGGGCAGGAGGAGCCUUCCCCCUCACCGGGACCAGAGCCCGCGGGGGGCGUCCUGCGCGGCCGAGGCGGAGGCCCAGGCCCGGGCGCGGAGUCCCGGGGGGGCCUUGCCCGCGCCCGCUCAGAGCCGGAGCGCACCGGCGUGGAGCCCGGGCGCCGACAGGCAGGGGGCGCCCCAGGCCGGCCUCGCCCUCCCGUGGGGCGACUCUGUGGCCCAGCAGAGUGCCCUGCAGAGCCCGUGGGCGCUGAGCUCGGGAGGCAGCGGCCCGGCGUGGAAGGGGGCCCUGGGCGGCGAGAGGGAGAGGGGGCCGGAGGGCCAGGCCCGGGGCGCCGCCGGCCUCGCCCCCGGCCCCCGGAAGGGCCUGCCCUUCGCCGGCUUCUCGCCGCUGCUGCCCGCGCAGCUGUUCCACUUCGGGGGCGGCGCCGCCUGGGGGGCGCCGGCCGCCGGCCUCUUCAGCCCGGGCCUGGGCCUGCGGCUGCAGGGCCCCGCCUUCUCCGCCUUCCGGGAGGCCCCCGCCUCCCGCCGCUUCGGGCGCCCCCGCCUGCUGGGGAAGGAGGCCCGGGCCUGGCCCCGGCGGGGGGCGCUCGGCGGCGGCAGGAACUCGGGCUCCGACGAGGACGUGCUGGACCUGAGGGGCCGGCGGCCGGCGGGCCGGGACGAGGACCGGGAGGCCUGGGGCAGCGACACCAGCGAGCUGAGCGACACCUCCGUGGAGGACGGCAGCCCCGUGGCCACGGGCAAGGUCCUCCCGCGGUGAGCACCCGUGUGUCCGGGCCCUCAGGCAGGGGGACAGGUCCGUGACCGCCCUGCACAUAUGUACACUAACGGGAGGCGAUGCCCUUAUUUAACACGUGUGUCCUGGUAAAUAUGAUCUUUGUAGCUGUUUUUGGUAAGUUAUUUAAAGUGCUGUAAAAACUAUUUUUGGAAACC
Pipistrellus kuhlii (Kuhl's pipistrelle) is the source of this 3962-nucleotide messenger RNA. RefSeq names its product protein phosphatase 1 regulatory subunit 26 (gene PPP1R26). The transcript is spliced from 4 exons. The record is from RefSeq and is a predicted model, not a curated record. Gene Ontology annotation, biological process: negative regulation of phosphatase activity. Gene Ontology annotation, molecular function: protein phosphatase inhibitor activity. NCBI's taxonomy places the organism in Eukaryota, Metazoa, Chordata, Mammalia, Chiroptera, Vespertilionidae. The coding region runs from base 520 to 3789 and encodes 1089 amino acids.